Molecule: messenger RNA, 1219 nt
Organism: Drosophila virilis
Lineage: Eukaryota; Metazoa; Arthropoda; Insecta; Diptera; Drosophilidae
Gene: Trf
Product: TBP-related factor
Biological process (GO): DNA-templated transcription initiation
Molecular function (GO): RNA polymerase II general transcription initiation factor activity; DNA binding
Source: RefSeq, a predicted model, not a curated record
GAACACUGUUUUAUGCUACGCGUGUUUUUUGUUUAACUCGGCGAACUUCUGCUGCUGCAAUUUAAUUCACUUAAUUGAAUUAAAAGAAAAUGCAAUUUCAUUUCAAAAUUGCCGAGCCGGAUCCCAAUGCGCCAGCCGUUCAAAAUACCAGCAAUCCCCAUAGUACACUACAGCCGCAACAGCCAGCCGUGCUGACCGAGCCCAAAGAUGCACAACACGAAAUUAAAUUACAAAACAUUGUGGCUACCUUUUCGGUGGACUGUGAACUCGACUUGAAGACCAUCAAUUCACGCACCCGCAACUCGGAAUACACGCCCAAACGCUUUCGCGGCGUCAUCAUGCGCAUGCAUUCCCCUCGCUGCACGGCGCUCAUCUUUCGCACCGGCAAGGUGAUCUGUACGGGCGCACGCAACGAAAUGGAGGCGAACAUUGGCUCCCGCAAGUUUGCCCGCAUCCUGCAGAAAUUGGGCUUUCCAGUCAAAUUUGUCGAUUACAAGCUGCAAAAUAUUGUGGCCACUGUCGAUUUGCGUUUUCCCAUACGCUUGGAGAAUCUGAAUCAGGUGCACGGCCAGUUUAGCUCCUAUGAGCCGGAAAUGUUUCCCGGUCUCAUCUAUCGCAUGGUCAAGCCACGCAUUGUUCUGCUCAUCUUUGUCAAUGGCAAAAUUGUGUUUACCGGCGCAAAAUCACGCAAGGAUAUCAUGGAUUGCCUGGAGGCCAUAUCGCCAAUAUUGCUUAGUUUUCGCAAAACGUAGACUUUAUUGUUGUUUCCUCUAAUUAAGCUACUCUAUGAUAUUGUUAAGUAGGACUAGCAUUUACCGAACAAGUCAACAAAGUAAUUUAUAAAUAUUUAUGCCCACUUUUUGUAAAAAAAAAAAAAAACAAAAGAAAUCCCUUUCAUUUCGUUUGCCAACACACCCCACACCAGUGUGACCACACGUUUUUUUUCGCCAUGUUGAAAUUCAGUGUUCAAAUAUUUCGUUAAUUUCAUUUAUUUGAGUUUUUUCCGUUACAUAGAAAACGUAAAUUACAAUUAUUUCAGUUUUCAGAUUCAUUUCAUUCUCUUACCAUUAAAGGAGGGACGGAAUACUUGAUUUUAAGAUUCGUUAGCUAGUUGGUACAUGGCUAUUCUUUGUAGUUUCUUUUUAAAUAUACAAAACUCAAUAUUUAAACAGUUCUUGUCAAAAAGUACAAAUACGUAUAAAAACCUGCUUAAAUUUGG